AUGAGACGAGCGGUCCCUAAUUUCACUACUUCAGAGGCCGGCAACCCUUUCGUGGACGGGUGGUACGCCGAUCCGGAUACAUGCGUCUACAAUGGCCAAUAUUGGGCAUUCCCGACUUCAUCCUACGCCUAUGACGAACAGAUCUACCUCGACGCUUUCUCUUCGCGCGACCUUGUGCACUGGACCAAGCAUGCAAAUAUCCUCACCAAAGCCCAGGUAUCUUGGGCAAACAGAGCCAUGUGGGCGCCCGCCCAUAUCGAACGCGACGGAAAAUACUACCUGUACUUCGCAGCCAAUAACAUUCAAGAGGGAGAAACACAGAUUGGCGGUAUUGGCGUUGCCGUAGCAGACCAGCCCGAGGGCCCUUACAAAGAUGCAAUUGGGAAGCCGCUCAUUGGCGAGUACCAUAAUGGAGCCCAGCCCAUUGAUCAAGACGUCUUCAUCGACGAUGAUGGUUAG
Molecule: messenger RNA, 459 nt
Organism: Colletotrichum phormii
Lineage: Eukaryota; Fungi; Ascomycota; Sordariomycetes; Glomerellales; Glomerellaceae
Product: glycosyl hydrolase
Exons: 1
Coding region: 1-459 (152 amino acids)
Biological process (GO): carbohydrate metabolic process
Molecular function (GO): hydrolase activity, hydrolyzing O-glycosyl compounds
Source: RefSeq, a predicted model, not a curated record